This is a messenger RNA of Zasmidium cellare ATCC 36951, 1695 nucleotides long. RefSeq lists its product as uncharacterized. Gene Ontology annotation, cellular component: mitochondrion. The coding region runs from base 1 to 1695 and encodes 564 amino acids. The record is from RefSeq and is a predicted model, not a curated record. Lineage: Eukaryota; Fungi; Ascomycota; Dothideomycetes; Mycosphaerellales; Mycosphaerellaceae. Gene Ontology annotation, molecular function: FAD binding; catalytic activity. The transcript has 2 exons.
AUGCCUUCAAUCAAUCGCUGUGUACCAGCCCUGCGGCGGCUGCGACUCGCCAACAACGAUUUCCAGCAAUCCUCUCGUCUUCGCCUUCAAGCUGCUCGCUCCGCCUACCAACCGUUACAACGAAGAUGGCAACACGCCGAAGCCGCAACCGCCUCGUCGAAUGCCGACGAAGGCCCUCCACCUUCAAGAUCAGGUCUCAGUCAAAGCAAAAUCAAAUUCACAGCAGACUCAUAUCCCGACCUCAAGCGAGACUCCCGGUUCAAAGAGAUCAGCUCAGAAGAUGUCAAGUUCUUCAAAGACGUGUUAGGCGCCGACAAUGCGAUUAUCGAUGGCUACAGUCAAGAUGCGACCAGCGAUUUGGAGGCCUACAAUGCGGAUUGGAUGCGCAAAUAUCGGGGGCAGACACGAUUGGUAUUGAAACCGGAUUCGACUGAGCAAGUCAGCAAGAUCUUGAAGUACUGCAACGAUAACUUGAUUGCUGUCAACCCUCAGGGUGGAAACACUGGACUGGUCGGUGGCUCGGUACCUGUCUUCGACGAGAUCAUUAUCAAUCUGGGGCGGAUGAAGAAGAUUCGGUCGUUCGACGAUGUCUCAGGCAUUUUCGUUGCUGAUGCUGGAGUUGUUCUCGAGGAGGCCGAUAACUACCUUGCAGAGCAUGGACACAUCUUCCCACUGGAUCUUGGAGCCAAGGGAACAUGUCAGAUAGGAGGCAAUAUUGCGACCAACGCCGGUGGACUCCGACUACUCAGAUAUGGAAGCUUACAUGGGAAUGUAUUGGGCAUUGAAGCAGUGUUACCGGAUGGUACUAUCGUGGACGACCUAAGCAAGCUUCGCAAGAACAACACUGGAUACGACUUGAAACAGCUUUUCAUUGGUGCUGAGGGCACCAUCGGCAUCGUCACUGGAAUUUCGAUAAUCUGCCCGCAAAGGAGCCCCGCAGUAAACGUGGCAUACUUUGGACUGGAAUCCUACGAGAAAGUGCAGGACGCAUUCAAGGAAGCCAAGAAGCAACUCCAGGAAAUCCUGUCUGCAUUCGAACUCAUGGACUCGGAAUCACAAAAACUCUACAACAAAGCGUCAGGCAACAAACUCCCACUGGAGAACGAGCACGCAUUCUACUGUCUCAUCGAAACCUCGGGCUCUAACACUGACCACGACAGUGAAAAGCUCAAUGCUUUCUUGGAGCAUGUCAUGGGUGAGGAGAUUGUCGAAGACGGUGUGGUGGCGGAGAAUGAGACGCAAUUGAAGAAUCUGUGGGCUUGUCGAGAGGGUAUCUCAGAGGCCAGUCAGCACUUUGGAGGCGUCUACAAGUACGAUCUGUCAAUUCCACUCCCUCAACUUUACGACCUCAUCGUAGAGUGUCGACAGAAGUUCCAGGAGAAUGGCCUCAUGGAUCCAGAGGACGAGUCCAAGCCAGUAUUGGACGUUGUGGGAUAUGGUCACAUGGGCGACGCGAAUUUACAUCUGAACGUUGCAGUGAGGAGAUAUGACAAAGCGGUUGAGAAGACUCUCGAGCCUUGGGUGUUCGAAUGGGUGAAGGAACGCAAUGGCAGCAUUUCUGCCGAGCAUGGCCUUGGUCUCGCGAAGAAGCCCUUCAUUGGGUACAGCAGGAGUGAGAAUAUGAUCAAUUUGAUGGGGCAGAUCAAGAAGCUUUACGACCCGAACGGCAUCAUGAACCCUUACAAAUACAUAUAG